GCCUUGACAAAUACAUGAUGGCCGUUGCCACCGAAUAGUGUAACGCGUACAUGAAACUGUCGUGUACCAGAGAAGUUUAUUAUUUUAAGUAGAAUUUUUCCUCUUAUGUACCUAAUCUAUAUUGUUUCUGUUUGUAAAAGAAUAAAAUUUUGUGCCCAGAACUAAAAUCAUGCAAAAAGAAGUGUGAAAAAACGUAAAAUCGCGAGAAGAAAACACGGGUGGCAAAACCGCGUUCGCGGAGGGUGCAAAUUAAAUAUAGAAUCUGUGAAGCCAUAAGUGUAGUGUAUGUGACAUUUUUAAACAACACCAAACUUGAAACAGUUCUGAACUAUGUUUGUAGUUCAAAUGUAAAAUGACUUGAUAUUAAUGCUUUAAACAUUACUAAAGAAUAUCUAUGGAUUACUAAAGGAUAUCUAUUAAAUGUUAUUUGAUAAAUUGGGAUAAUACAGAAUAUAGUAUUUGUAAAGUGAUAAAAUUGUUUUAUAUGCCCAAAUUCUGAUGUUAUGUCAUGGAAAAAUGUAGUUCAAUUGUGUUUAUACAUGGAUGUAAUUUUGCAACAAAUGUGCUUUAAAGAUAAGUCAGAGUACUUUCAAAAUGCAGUUGUGCAAUUAUUCUUUAAUGGAUAAUGUAGUUCGAAAAAGAACUACCUACUAUAUACAAGAAAUUAAUAUAAAAACAUGGGUAACAUUAAAGUGUGAUAUUAAAAACUAAUAUCAACAAUCCAUGUAAAUAAACAUAUUUUGAAAACAUAAAAGGGUAUUGCCUAAACAACAGAUGAAAUAAGAAGUUACAUGCAUGACAGGAAUAGGAGACGUAGGUCGCAGACGCGUUGAAUGGCGCCGUAGCGCAAAUACAGUCUUCUACUGUCAUUGAGUUGUAAUUUAUGAGUGGGGUAUAUAGAAACAAACAUAGAUAAGCUGAAAAGGUGGCUAGACGCUGCCCGGAGUAAAGAGGGGCUGCGUGGGCAUGCAGCAGCCUCAGUCACGCCCUCUUCUCGGGGACUCAGUAUCCUCUACAACCUCCCCGACUGCUCGGCGUAACAAUCCUGUUGCUGUUUUGACACAUCAACAAUUACAACAGUUACAACAAUUGCAGGCUCAAAAUUCGAGUGGCCAAUCAUUGACAUUUGCUUUGCAACAAACAUCAAACAAUCCGCAAGACCAAGGAAAUAGGUCAACGACUGGGAACCAUAUAGUAUAUGUAAACCAGUUAAACCAUUUAAAUCAGAGUACCAUAAAUCCCUCGGGGACUGGUAUGGGCCUACCCCCGGCCACCCCCACUUUUGGGGUGGGCCUUAAUAUGGGAUUGCCACUAUCACUUCUAAAUACUAGCCUUACAUCCCUCACAUCUAAUGUUAUCACUACAUCAAAUCCUCUGCUCAAUUUGGGCCUGCCAAGUAUAAAUACAGGACUAACUACAAUAAAUCCUAGCCUCAAUCACUUGAAUACCAUAAACUCAAAUUUAACUUCAAAUAUUGGUUCAAACAGUAUUAAUAAUGGUUUAUCUGGUUUGGGACAGGAUAUAAAUAGUAUAAAUACUGAAAUUAAUAGGCUCAAUACAUUAAAUUCAACAAAUAUAAAUUCUGGAUUGCCCAGUGUGAAUACUGGAAUUACCAAUGUAAAUCAGAAUUUGACAAGUUUAAAUUCAAACAUAAACCAGAAUGUUACCAGUUUGAGCACAAACUUUACAUCCCCAAGCUCUGGUGUAUCUGGCUUAACUGCUAUUACCCCAAAUAUAAAUACAAAUUUAACUACUACCAGUAUAAAUUCUGGUAUAAAUCAAGGUCUCAAUCGACCUAUUAAUGCUUUAACAACUGGAUUGACUCAAACUAGUCUAAAUUCCAGCAGUACACAAUUUCCAUUCCAAGCCAUACAAAGUAUACAAAGCAUUGCACCACACAUCGUUGGGUCAAAUAUUGCACAUGUACCAAGUUCUGCUAUAUCGCAGCACCCGAAUUCAAACGUUUCUACUAUUUCACAAAUGUCAAAUACCGGUACCUUGACAAGUUCCAGUAUAUUCACGAGCACUUCCAGCGAACCAAUUCAUUCAACCACAGCAAAUGUGAAUCACGCUUCAAACGUGAAUCUCACUACAAAUAUUCCACAUCUUGGUACAAUGCACUCAAAUUUAUCUAAUGUAUCAACAUCUAAUGUGCAGCAUAUAUCUGCAUCAAACGAACCGAAUAUGUCACUGAGCCAUACUUCUUCUUUAAGUUCUUCUCAGACAACUGGAUUUCAACCUCAGCGACAGUAUUCACAGGGAAUUAACCCUGGUUUAAGUUCAUCAGUAACAUUAACGGGCUCAUCUCAGCCAUCAAAUGUGGUCAGUACAAUAAAUACUGUAAAAUCUAUGCAGAACAUUCAAAGUCAAAAUAUUAGUUCUCCAAGCAGUCCAUUUUCAAUACCAUUAAAAAGUCCAGCAUCUAAUAUUGCACCACCUACACCAAGUCCUAGUCCUAACAGACUAUUACUUAGAAGUCCAGCAUCAAACUCAAUACAAUCUAAUAGAAAUAGUCCAAGUCCUGUUGGAACAUCGACAUCAAAUAAUAAUUUUAAUAUACAAAUGCAAAGUCCAAUGCAGAGUCCAAUGAGUGUUAGCCAAAUACAGAGUCCUGUACUUAGUCCAUAUCCUCCUGCAAAAAGUCCUCAUCUGUUAAGUGGAAAUAACUCUCUGAACAACAGAAGUCCAGCACCUGGUGGGAGUCCUGGUCCACCUGUGGUUAGACCCAAUACACCAAUACUUCAGCAAGGAAUGCAAGUAUUGCAAAUAAUUCAUGGUACACCACAGGGGUAUCAAUCAACACCAACACAGUUGGUUACUAGGACGCAUUUAAUUGGAAAUCAACAAAUUCAAAUAGCUGCGACUAAACCGGCAAAACAGCCACCACAAAUUUUACCAAAACCUCCAAAUCAACAAGCUGCUGGACCACAACAAAAACAACAACGUGUUAAUACUACAAUUACAAAUCAAGUGACACAACAAACUCAGCCACAGUUAGUUCUUGCUGGACCACAACCAAAUCCUACAACAGCUACAAUGAUACCAACAGCACAAGGUCUACUGUUAAAUCAGGUUUUGCCGUCAACCGGACCCGUUAUUGUACAGCAACAACCAGGUGGUGUUCAGCUCAUACUAAGAACGCCAGCAAGCGCCCAGCAACAAACACAUACUGCACAGCUAACACAACAGCAGUUAGUAAGAGUCGUCACAGCACAAGGUAUGCAGUUACAAGGCAUUACACCUACAUUUUUUGCUGUACCUAAUGGUUUUCCUCCAGCUGCAUCUCCAGUAAUUAGACAUACUCCCUCUAGUCCUGCACCUUCUGCUAAUUCAGGGACUGGUAAUUCCAUAGUGAUUCAAAAUGCAAUGGUACAAAGCCCUCAGCCACAAAUUUCACAAGUAGGUUCAGGUUCCAAUACUGGUAACACUCCAUGUACGCAAGCUGUUGUUGAGCAAACUUUAUUACCACCUCCUAAGAAAAAAGCAAAGAAGAAAAAGAAAGCAAAACGGAAAGAUGAUGAACCACCAAGACUGGAUCUUGCUAGUAUAAUGAAAAUAUCAGGAAUUGGAGAUGAUGAUGAUAUUUUUGAUACUGAUCUUACAACUGAAUCAGAUGUUUCUUGUCAAGUUCAAGUUGAAUCAAGUUCGGGACAAAACCUGGGACAACUUUCAUCCCAAGUACCUACAAUACCUACCAGUUCUGCUCAGAAUUUGAUACAAGUACCUGCACCAAAUACAACGAACACACAAACGUCUGCAUCUCAGACAUUUAAUAGCCAACUUGUUGCCCAACUUCAGAUGCCUGUGCAGAAUGUACAAGGGCAAUUACGAUUUGCUCUUGGAGAAGAUGGAAGAGUUGUUUUACACCGUACUCCAGAACUAAAUCAGCCUGAAAUGGAUCAAGCUACUGCUCAAGCACUGAUACGAUCAUUAACACAAGGUGGUGGACAAAAUUCACCAAUUAUUUCUCAUCUUCUUGGACAAGCACAAACGACGACACAAUCUACACAAAGUACUGUGCUACAGAGACAAAAAUUCGUUAAAUCACCUUUAUCAUCCAGUGUUUCAGCAGUUACUACUACUGUAAGUUCUGCAGCUCCACAAAGUGUUACUUGUGCUACUAGUCCACAGCAUGUGCAAGUAUGCUCGAAAUCAAACAAUCAACAGAAAAGUGUAAAUGUUCCUCAAGAAUCCAGUCCUGUGUUAAAUGUUUGUGUUCAAAACAAUCUUGUAUCUCUACAAACAUUGGAUAUGCAAGCAUCGAAAAAUAUUAAUGUACAAAAUCUCACACCAACAACAAAAGCUAAUCAGUCAUCUAAUUCUAGCCUUCCACAACCAAACAGUAAUGUUCUAACUUCUGAUGUUUUAGCAACAAAACCUUCGUGUACUACAUUCAGUGUACAAAAUUCUCGAUUGACUAAUACAAGUCAAACGACUACUAAUCAACAAAAUUCUAAUGUUUCUGCACAGAAAUCUAGUCAAGUGCGACUUACAAAUGCUUGUGUUAGUACUAACGUGCGACAAAAUUUAAAUAAAAUAUCUCAGAGUGCUGCUCAUGUUCAAAAAUCCUUACCAAAUAAUUUAACUGUACAAAAUGAACACACAGUGACAAAAAGUAAUCAAAGUCAUCAGCAGGAAUCAAUAACACUGCAACAAGAAACACCAAUAUAUCAGCAUAAUCAACAUCAGCAAAUAACAGCACAGACUGUACAAACGCAGAAUGUCCAACAAGUUUUUGAACAAAAUCUUCAAACUUCUGGAUCAAAUGCUCAACAUAAUUCUUUAAACAUGUUACAACAACAAAGUUCUUGCAAUACCGCAAUGCAGCAUGAUGCUAUGAAUGUUUUGCAACAACAUUCUAGUAUUCAACAAAAUACAAUUAAUGUUUUACAGCAAAAUGCAUCUAGUAAUGUACAAAACAUCGAACAAAAUUUGCAGUCUGCCAUUGGUGAUUUAACUCAUGCACAGCAAAAUGUUAUUACGAGUAUGCAACAACAAAAUACAUCUGCUAUUUUGCAUAAUACAAGUGUACAACAAAAUGUAAAUGUACAGCAACAAAAUGUAAAUGUACAACAACAAAACGUUAAUGUACAACAACAAAAAGUUGUUGCAGCAAACACAUUUUCUUCUGUGAAUACGCAUCAUUUUGAAUCCCAGAAUACAGUUAAUGCUAUACAACAAGGACUAAAUACACAGCAAAAUAAUCAACAUCAAAAUAUUCUGAUUACAAAUGCUCCACCUCCCAAUGCUAUGCAGCAAAAUGAAUCUCAGAAAGUAGAAACCCAAACUGCAACAAUGCUUAAUUCAACAACAAAUAAUAUAUUAAAUAAUGCACCAAAAAUUACUCCUGAAAUUUUAAAUGCAUUAAGUAAUUUAAAUCCUAAUGAACAAUUAUUAAUUGCAAAUGCAAACGGACAAAUGCAAUUGAUCAGUCAACAGUUGUUGCAACAAUUUUUAGCAGGACAAUUAAAUGCAACUAAUCAGGUACAAAAUCAAAACCAAACUCAGAAAAUAGUGAUCGGUGAGCCAGAUGCAAAUAAUCAGAAUUUACAAGGUGUACAAAUCAAUACUCCAACGAGUCAAAUAAUUGUAAAUAGUUCUGGUGGAGCUCCUACAAUUCAAAAUAAUAUACAGAAUAUUGUAGUACAAGCUGCUCCUUCGCAAAUGCCACAACAUAUACAAAUUCAAAAUUCUAGUUUUCCUAGUCAAUUUAUUGACAAUCUAAAUCAACAGCAAAUCAGAAAUUUAGGUAACAACCAGCCAAAGAAGACAAAAAUUAUUAAAAGAACAAAAACUGCUGUUACUACUCAAAAUUCUGGAAAUACCCAGGUGACAAAAACAAUUACGGUUCCCCGCCCGACAAUGAUUUCAACAAAUACAACUAAUCUUCAGAAAGUUGAUAAUUCUAACAAAAUAAACACUGUAGUGUCUCAAAGUACAAAUCCAAUUAAGAGUGAAUCUUCUCAAAUUAUUACAAAUGGUCCUGUACUUCCAUCUUCUCCUGGAAAUCAUUUAUCAGUUCCUUCAAAUGGUCAAAUGGUUCAAAGAGUACAGACUAUUCAACUUACUGCUCAAAAACAGCAAUUAUUAAAAAAUAUACAAUCUCAAAUACAAGUUAUAUUAACUCGUAAACCGGGUUCACAACCAGAUCAAACUGUUUUAACAAAGUUAUAUCAAGACCAAGCAAAAAUUGUGGCAAGUGGAAAGGUUGUCGGUACUUCAACACAUCACGUUAGUAGUGGUACAGAAACGGGUUUUAGUAUGAAUGCAGUUUCAACAAUGGCACCAAAUAUAAUAUCCCAGAAUUCGUAUAAAAAUCAGACAUCAGCUGUACAAACUCAAACACAACCAUCUACUACUGUGGUAACUUCACAAAGCUUGAAUCCAAGUACAUCUUCGACGGUACAGAAUAAUUCAUCUAACAGUUAUAUGAAUAACCUUUCGAUAUCACAAAAUGUGCAAGGACAACAAUGUGUACAACAAAAUAAUCAAAAUGUACACCAAACGCACACAAAACAGCACAAGAUUUAUCAAAAUCAUGGAAAUCAGAUAUUGAGUCCGUCCUCUGCCAAUAUGCAAAUUUUCUCACCACCAAUUACCUCUGUAGCUACUGUACAGAGUAACGCACAACAAUCACCUUCAGUCCAAACACAACAAAUGGGAAUGCAACAAUCAACCCAAUGUCAAACAGACCCAUUAGACAUAAAACCAAAUAUACAAAUGUCAAGUCCUGUUAAACAAGAACUUUCUUCACCUAUUCAAAUACAAGUUCAAAGUGGAUCACCUGCAGGACAGGUGGCCUCACCUAGAGUGAUUGGCAAAGGACCACAAAGAAUUCAAAGUCCUGUAAAUACCAGUGGUAAUCCCAAUAAACAAACCGUUAGUCCCAACAACAAUUCAAGUCCUUUAGUAAGUCCAAGACAAGGUAUAAAAAGACCUGCAUCCAGUCCAAUUUGCAGACAAAUUAAUCGUAGUGAUUUAUUAGAGCAACAAUUGAAAAUUGAUCAAAACGGUGCGAUAAAUCCAGAUGUAAACACUCCAUUUUUGAGUAAGCGUGAUGCUUGUAAACGUCUUGUACGGUAUCAUUGUUUAAAUGAGCAAGUACUUAGUUCUAAGGACUUGGCAAAAGCUGAUGAGAUGUUUGAAGAAACAGCCAAACAUUUACUAUCAAAAUUCAAUUCUAUGAUGAACAAGUACACGUAUCUUCUUCUGAUGGAGAGUAUGCGAGAAGUGAGGACGUCGGAAUUGAUGAUGAUUGAUAGAACUUUUGUUGCUGAAGAACAAAGUAUAUUAAAUAGGUUACGAGAACAAGAGGCUAAAGUUAAUGAAGAGUUCAAAAAAGAAGAGAAGCCAUUAGUGCCAAAGGUUGAACCUGGUCUUACAGAAGAAGAGAAAUUAUCACCAACAUUAACUAAUGUAUCUGUAAAACGUGAGUUAGAAGAUGACUUUCUAAGUGAUGAAAUGGAAUGUAAACCAAUGCUUAAAUCAACAAAUUGCACUAGUGGUGAUUAUGAUGAGUGGGUAGAAAUACAAAAAGAACUUGGUGUAUAUCCAUCUACCACAGACUCGUUUAAAUGUAAAAAUAUAAAUAAUAGUGGUAGUAAUAGUGCAUGUGCUGUGGCUGUUACAAGGUCAUCAAAAACUGAAAGAACACGAGCAAAUGGUGAAUGUCGUACUACUGUACCAAGUACGAGUAUUUCUGGAGUUCAAAAUGCAGUAAUAAAGGACAAUUGUGAACAGGAUAGUACUCCAGAUUUUGAAAAACGUUGGAAUAGUGCUACUGAUCUCGAGCGAGAUUUGUUAGAAGAUACAGACAGCCUAGAUGGACUGGCCUUACAUUCUCAAACUCAAUGUCCAGGCUCUCUUCAAGUAACAACCGAAAGUGGAAAUGGUAAUGAACAUGAUGACAUUACCGCACAGGUACAAUCUGCCAUUGAUAGCAUUCUUAAUCUUAAAAAACGUCCUACAAAUACAUUAUCUGGCAGUAGUGGUAACAGUGCAUCACAAUCCAGUGAAUCAAAGGACACAGUGCUUGACCAAGCAGUCCGCAGCAUUUUAGGCUCGUGACCCUCCUUUAAUAAAGUAUGUUAAACAAGUGAAGUUAAUGGUGAACAUCAUGCUAAUUGUUCGUUUAAAAAAUUUUUAAGAACUAGACAUUUUUUUGGUGAUUUUUUUGUGGUUAUGUGAAUAAUAUAAAAACUAUGUUUGAUAUUAAGAAUGCGACAUUAUCUUUGGCAAUGCAUAUUUGAAAUCCUGCAAAUUGUUGCUAAGUUAUUUGUACAAAUCCUACAAUUUUAAUUUCAUUUAUACAUAAAUUAAAACGACUAUCUGGAUUAUCCAAUUUUGUAUACUUCUCCAAAAUUUGUCAAAAAUUUUUGUCUGCAAUGGCAAUAACUACUCAUAAUAUAAAAACAAGUAUACUUUCCAGUAGUUUAGCUGUAAUAAAGCCAUCGCGUUUACCUAAAUUUAGCAGCUGUACAUGUGGAUAGAUAGACAAAUAGAUUAAUAGCUAGAUAGUAAAAUAAAUAGUUAAUUCGCUCAGAUUUUUCAAUCUGCCACUUUGUAAUGUAAUUUUGUAAAAAGUAAUUAUUUAAAACAACUUAUUCCACUUUGUCCGUAGUACUUGUAGAAAAAUCUUACAGAUACUUAAAACUGGGUCGGUAAAUUGUACAUACAUUUUUAAUGUGUAUUAAUAUUAUUAUUAUUAUUAUUAUUGGUAUUA
Molecule: messenger RNA, 8722 nt
Organism: Bombus impatiens (common eastern bumble bee)
Lineage: Eukaryota; Metazoa; Arthropoda; Insecta; Hymenoptera; Apidae
Gene: Bicra
Product: mucin-17
Exons: 16
Coding region: 967-8067 (2366 amino acids)
Source: RefSeq, a predicted model, not a curated record